Molecule: messenger RNA, 1445 nt
Organism: Xenia sp. Carnegie-2017
Lineage: Eukaryota; Metazoa; Cnidaria; Anthozoa; Malacalcyonacea; Xeniidae
Product: keratin-associated protein 4-9-like
Exons: 3
Coding region: 274-1269 (331 amino acids)
Source: RefSeq, a predicted model, not a curated record
UUAUCUAUGAGUCAUGACGUAAUGUAUGAUACAAUACGUUGAUUUUGAGAGUACAGUGGCUAGACUAAAGACGUGCAGAAGAAGUCGAGUUUUAGUGUAUGAGUGAACAACCAAUUCCAAUUUAUGUGGAUAUUUAAACCUUCUUUAUUAACCAGCUGAUAUUGUCUAUGACCGUCUAUGACCAACAGACAACAGUCAGCUUCAAAUUUGAUUGUCAGUACAUGUACAUUAGUGUAUAUAGAAUAUUAGAUCAAAUUUCUGGAAAACAUUGCUAUGGUAGGGAAUAGGAGUGAUGGGUAUAUUGUUUCAGUUGUUUGGAUCAUAUUUGUGUUUUGCCAUCCCGCGCUCAUCACGUGUACAGCUGGUGAAAAUGGAAUGUGUUUAGCUAACACUAAUUACACCCAUAUACAAUGUAUAUCAUCGCAGUGUAAUGGAACAAACUUGAUUAAUUGCGUACAAUCGUGCAGCGAAAACGUUUGUACAAAUUUGACUUGUGAUCAUACUACUAAAAAAUGUGAACAGUUUUGUAACGGAUGUAAGAUUAUGAAUUGCACUUCUUUGGUUUGUCAUCAACAAUGUACGGAAGGAUUUUGUGAAAAAAUGAUUUGUGGUAAAUCUCUACAAUGUAAACAGCAAUGCACAUACUGUCGAAAUCAGUAUUGUUAUGACAGCAGAGUUUGUCAACAGAUUUGUCCUAAGACAACAAGUAAUUGUUUGUUAAACUGUUUUCAAUCGGAGAAAUGCUUACAGAACUGUAACGGAAAGCUUUGUCAAGCAGAUUGUCGCAGCAAGCAAAAUUGCGUACAAAUAUGUAAUUCCAGAGGAAGUUGUGAAAAAUUAGUUUGCAAAUCCAAGGUUUGCCGUCAAAAAUGUGACAAAAACUCUAAUUGUCGUCUUCUUCGCUGUCAUGGUGAUAAAUGUAAGCAAGAGAGUCAUGAAGGAAAUGUGACAAUGGAAUGUUUAUCAAAUGACACUUGUUAUCAGCACUGUUAUGCUUCUGGUUGUCGUAUGUCUUGUGCAGGAAAUGUUAAAAGAUGUCAUCAAUAUUGUUAUGGUGGUGGAUGUAACAUGACUUGUCCAUUCAAAGUGACUAAUUGUCACUCGAAAUGUCCAGGGGGGAAUUGCUCCACAGAUUCUAUGGUGCACAUUACUUCGAAGCCUCUGGAGAGAGACAAUCGUGAAAAGUGUAAAAAUUCAUCUACAUUUUCACAAUAUUCUACCUUAUAUCUAAUUGUAGUAUACAUACUAUUUUGUAGUUUUCAAUGUUGAUGUACUUUCAAAUUUUUAAAUCAAAAAACACUCUCUUGUAGAGGCAUAGGAAGCAAGUGUGAGUGGGGGGCAAGAUUUUUGGGGCAAUUUUUCAUUUAAAAAAGAUAUUCUUCUUUAAAAAGGAUACUCUUCUUGUAAACAGGGCACUUUUUAUAUUAAAUUUAAAAGCUGGUGGA